UUCGCUUUUGGCUUUUGUGGAAAGAAAAUUGUGGUUUUCUCAAUUUGUUUGUAAUUUGUGUUUUCAUAAUUUUAUGUAUAAAAAUUCUAUCAUUUACAUUUUAAUAAAUUAAUGUAAACGUUACAACGCACUAUAAAUAUGCCAUUAACCGCUCGUCAAAGAAGUAUACACAAUAAAAACGGCGCUAAAAGGAGUGCAAGUUUCACUAAAGGGAAGCGAAAAGCUAGUGAAGGGGAAUUCCUAGUAACAAAUGCCCCAUCAGACCUCCGAAGCAUUACAUACCCUGGUGGAGCUAUAGCCCUGACGUUAUUAGUGGCCGCUCGUCUUUUAUCAGCUUACUACGGACACAUAUCUGAUUGUGACGAAACAUAUAAUUACUGGGAGCCUUUGCAUUAUUUAGUGUACGGCAAUGGUCUACAAACAUGGGAAUACAGUCCAGCGUAUGCUAUCCGCUCAUACAUGCCGCUGUGGCUGUUCGCAGUACCGGCCAAGAUCCUGUCCUUUGUCAUGACUCCUGUAUCGGUGUUCUACGUCCUGAGAGGAUUGUUAGCAGUUCUGACUGCCUGUUCGGAACUUAUGUUCUAUAAGGCCGUUUGCCACGAGUUCGGCGUGCACGUGGGCCGCGUGUGGUUGUGCCUCACGCUUCCGGCAGCCGGCUGCUUCGCGUCGAGCGCCGCUAUGUUACCAUCAGCGUGGAGUAGCGCGCUGUGUUCCGGCGCGCUAGCGUGCUGGUGGCGCCGGCGUUACCCGCAGGCGAUUCUGCUCACCGCGGCUACCACUUUACUCAGCUGGCCAUUUACAGCUAUAAUUGGUCUACCCAUAGCCAUAGACAUGGUGAUUAUCAAGAGACAAUUCGUGGACUUCUUCAAGUGGUCUAUAUUGUCUCUGCUCCUCAUUUUAAUACCGACUAUUGCCGUGGACUCCUGGCAUUAUGGAAAGUUGACCGUCGCCCCGUGGAAUAUAGUAGCUUAUAAUGUGCUGACUGAGCAUGGACCAGAUUUGUACGGCGUCGAACCCUGGACUUUCUACUUUGUGAACGGGUUCCUCAACUUCAAUAUUGUUUGGGUGCUGGCUCUGUCGUGUCCGCUUCUCCUAUUGGCGUGCACGGCGAUCACGUCGCGGUCGACUGCAAGGGCGUCGUUCUGCGCCCCCUAUUGGCUGGAUUUGAUGCCGCUAGCGCUGUGGUUGGCUGUGUUCAUGAUACAGCCGCAUAAGGAGGAAAGGUUUCUCUAUCCAGUGUACAGUAUGAUAGUGCUGGCCGGCGCCAUAUCACUUGACUGCCUCCAGAAAAUGACCUUCGCGGUGGGCACGGAACUGUUCCGGUGGAGGAAAGAGAGGGAGCGAAGGCACUAUCUCGCUUACACCGGCCCAUUGAUGGUCAUGUGUGUCAUUUUGGCUGGGGUUUUAGGUAUAUCCCGCACAAUGUCGCUAUACAACAAUUACCACGGUCCGAUGCUUUUACUCCGCUCGCUGCCACCAUCUGGCGGGAAACUCUGCUUCGGCAAGGAAUGGUAUCGCUCCCCGUCGCAGUUCCACUCCACACAGCACGUGCGGUUCAUUGACAGCGAAUUCUCAGGACAAUUGCCUGCUCCUUAUAGAAAUACUUCCAAUGCCACACGGCUCAUCCACCCGUAUUUCAACGACCAAAACGUAGGCGACAAUCGAACCUACGUCCUACCAUCUCAGUGCCACUUCCUCGUCGACUCGGACAUCGGUACCCCCACCGCCAGACAACCACACUACCACAAAGACGGUGGUACUUGGGAAAUCGUAGCUUCGGUACCUAUUUUGGAUGCGGAAAAAUCACAUAGAAUUUUUAGGGCGUUCUAUAUACCCGUGUUGUCUAGUAAAAAUAAAUUUGGCAACCUCUAUUUGUUGAAGAAUAAGUUGCUGUGAACGUUUGAUUGAAUGUUAUGUCUUCCUAUCCCUCGGGACGGGCGUGAUUUUUAUGUAUGUAUCAUGUGUAUAUUAUGUACAAAAGGUGACAUAUUUUGAGUUUAUUUUUGUAACAGGAAUCUUCCUUUUUUAAUGCCUUGUGGUUUCCGAUACUACAAGAAAAAAUAAUAGAAGUACCACUUCAUCUCUUUCUCAUGCAUGUCGUAAAAGGCGACUAAGGGAAAGGCUUUUAAAUUUUGUAUUCUUUUUGUAGGCGAUGGACUAGCAUAGCUAACUGUCACUACUUGAAUCUCAAUUCUGUUAUAAAGCCAAACAGCCGAACGUGGCCUAUCAGUCUCUUCAAGACCGUUGGCUCUGUCUACCCCGCAAGGGAUAUAGAUGUGACUACAUGUAUGUAUGUACUUUUUCUUGGAUACAAAGCAACCUUUGUCUUUCUUAGUACAAUUUAAGUAUAUAUAUAUAAUAUAUAUAUAUAUACGGGACAAAUAUAUAUAUAUAUACGGGACAAAUUACACAGAUUGAGUUAGCCUCGAAGUAAGUUCGAGACUUGUGUUACGAGAUACUAACUCAACGAUACUAUAUUUUAAAAUAAAUACUUAUAUAGAUAAACAUCCAAAACCCAGGCCAAUUAGAAAAAGUUCGUUUCUCAUCAUGCCCUGGCCGGGAUUCGAACCCGGAACCCCCGGUGUCACAGACAAGCGUACUACCGCUGCGCCACAGAGGCCGUAGUAUAAGUAUGUGCGGAAUUUAAAUAAUUCCUUGGUGCAAUAAUUUUAAGAUAUAUAUACAUAGGUAAAUAAUGAAAGUUGGAACCUUUUCGACAUUGAGUUUAGCUAAAUCCAAAGCUUGUGUAGAUUUUAUACUUACUAAAAUGUUAAUAACUGUAGGAAGUAUAGUUGCAAAGUUAGUUAUUCCUACAGAAGAUAGAAGGAGAUAAGAGGAGAGAAAUAAUCAGUUUAAAAUUAACUAGAUAUAUUAUUGAACAUAAAAUAAAAAUAUUUGACAAUAAAUACCACCUCUGACAUUAUUUUGUAACUCACAAAACCAUGGCAACCGUUGCUAUGGCUUAUACAAAGAAGGUUGCCUACAAUAACCAUCGUUAAUUUUAAUAGUGUAAGUAAAUUUAAUGAUGGUUAUUUUUUUGAAUUAUAAAAUUAUUUUAACAGUGAAAAUAAAUUAUUUUUACGUUAUAAAAUUUUUACAAAUAAAAUAUUUAAAUAAUUAUUCCUUAGAUACAAGCAGUUGUUGCGUUGAUAAAUCAUGUAAUAAAAGAUGUUUAUGUAUAUUUGUUCAGUCGAUAACUGUUUUCAUUAGAAACUUUUAUAAAACUUAACAAGAGCAAUUAGUUACCAUUUGUGUCAUACAAAUUUUAAGAGUACGUUAUAUACCUACAGUGCUCGACAAGUAAGUUUAUAGGACUACGGUUAUUUUCUUUAAUUAUUCUGAGGUAUACAUACAACUGAACGUGCCUUUUCCAGAUGGCUCUGUUUAACCCGUCAGGGAUAGAGACGUGAUUAUAUUAUUGUACGUAUACUUAAGUAUAUACGUAUAUUUUUAUUUAUUUAUUAUUAUCUCUUUUACGCACGGCACGCGCCCCAUUUCAACGCGUAUUUACCCUUCCCUUGAUCGGACUUUGCACAAUUGAUAGGUAAAGGCACGUAAAAUCCUAUGUAAUUUACAUAUGAUAUAUUGCAACGCGAAUGUUUAGAAGUAAUAUCACAUUUUUCUAAUUUUAUACAGACAAAUUAAUAAUUACACGUAUGUAUAUGAUAAGUUUUGCAAUUGAGCUAGUCAGUGUUGUCAAAAAUAAUAAGGUUUAGGCGAUAAGUAGUGUAAAUAGUACGUAUAUAUUCUUACUUUUGUUCUGAUUUGACCUUGACAGGGUCUUUAUGUUUUUUUUUAAUAAAAAAUAAUAGUUAAUGCGUAAGUAAAUAAUAAUAAUGUUUGCAUUUUUAUAAAUUGUCUCUUCGAUAUCAUAAUAUUGAUAAUUUUGAAACAAUUGUACAAUUAGCAGCACAUCAACCUACCCAAAUAGCGAGUAAUUUCAUAUGCUGUUGAUUGUACAUAAAACUUGGUCGAAUUUAUUCUGCAAAUAGCUACAAUUCAAUCCGCUUCUGCUAUCUCGCUCACACUUGUACAUUAUGUAAUACAGUAAAGUGAGAAAGGUUAUGUGACGUCACAAUUUGGCAGUUAAUUUGACUGAGUUGUACACGAACCGACAUUUUAUUGUAUAACGAAUUAUUUUUAAUUUAUUUAUUUUAAUAAAAAUUGUUUUUACUUGG
Messenger RNA from Amyelois transitella, 4178 nucleotides. RefSeq names its product alpha-1,2-mannosyltransferase ALG9 (gene Alg9). Gene Ontology annotation, cellular component: endoplasmic reticulum membrane. The record is from RefSeq and is a predicted model, not a curated record. NCBI's taxonomy places the organism in Eukaryota, Metazoa, Arthropoda, Insecta, Lepidoptera, Pyralidae. Gene Ontology annotation, biological process: protein N-linked glycosylation. Bases 139 to 1896 code for a protein of 585 amino acids. The transcript has 10 exons. Gene Ontology annotation, molecular function: alpha-1,2-mannosyltransferase activity.